This is a messenger RNA of Gadus macrocephalus (Pacific cod), 1295 nucleotides long. Its product is annotated as olfactory receptor 11A1-like. NCBI's taxonomy places the organism in Eukaryota, Metazoa, Chordata, Actinopteri, Gadiformes, Gadidae. Gene Ontology annotation, molecular function: G protein-coupled receptor activity; olfactory receptor activity. Bases 38 to 973 code for a protein of 311 amino acids. The record is from RefSeq and is a predicted model, not a curated record. Gene Ontology annotation, biological process: G protein-coupled receptor signaling pathway. Gene Ontology annotation, cellular component: membrane. The transcript has a single exon.
CUCCUGUGAUAAAUCUCUUCUGAGAGUGAAAGUUAUCAUGGUCAAUUCAAGCCAGAUUCCAUAUUUCAUACUGACUGCCUACCUGGACAUGGGCUAUCUGAAGUACUUAUAUUUUGUGAUUGUUUUGAUGCUGUACAUUGUGAUUGUGGUUGCAAAUGCUUUUCUCAUUGUAACUAUUUGUAUGAAGAGGAGCCUACAUGAGCCUAUGUAUGUGUUUCUGUGUAGCCUGUUGGUUAAUCAGCUGUAUGGUAGUGCUGGUCUAUUUCCAUUCCUCCUGCUGCAGAUCACCUCAGACAGUCACACCAUAUCUAGAUCCAUGUGUUUCCUUCAGAUCUACUGCUUGUACACGUAUGCAUCGGUGGAGUUUUGUAACCUGGCUGUGAUGUCCUAUGAUAGGUACCUUGCUAUCUGCUGUCCUCUGCAUUAUAAGGCUCGGCUGACCUCUAACAAGGUGGCUCUGUUGAUCGCUCUCGUAUGGCUGUACUCUUUUAUCAAGUUCCUAAUAACUCUUUGUCUGAAUCUCCGUCUAAAGCUCUGUGGGAAUGUCAUAGACCGGCUAUUUUGCUUCAACUACGAUGUUGUCUUGCUGGCGUGUUCUGAUACCACACUAAAUAAUAUCUAUGGGCUUUAUGGAAUAUUUCUGAGUGUAUUAGUUCCUCUCAUCCCCAUCCUGUUCUCCUACACCAAGAUCCUCAGGGUUUGUGUUGUUGGUUCUAAAGAGACCAGACAGAAAGCAGUCAGUACCUGCACCCCCCACAUCGCCUCCCUGAUCAAUUUCUCUUUUGGGUGUUGUUUUGAAAUAUUUCAGAGUAGAUUCAAUGUGACAAGUGUUCCCAGGAUAAUACGUAUUGUUUUAUCGCUGUACUUGGUAACCAUCCAAGGACUCUUUAACCCUAUUAUUUAUGGACUGAGGUUAUCGAAAAUAAGACAGAUCUGUGGCAAUCACUUUUGCUCUAAGAAGGUAUUGUUAUAAUUUUUUACUAACUUCAAAUAUACUGAUAUGAAUGAUAUUUAAUGUGAAUCUACCUAUUUGUGCAUGAUCUGUCAUUUUCUAGUUUUAUUAUUUGCACGUAACAUUAUGUCUAUAAAUUCCCCUCAAAAGUUGUUGUGGGUCGUAUUUAAAAGUUAGAGAGCACAAGAGGGCGUGGUUUAGAAAGAAUGAAAUGCAAAAAAAAAUAUUAUUUUCUGCGCGAUUUAGAAGUGUUGCAAUCACACACAUGUGGUGGAGUUAUGAUAAGGCUGUGUGCACAAACGUGAUGGACAGGCAGGUUGGAUCCCCCUAACCAAUCGGGAAU